AUGGCGAAAAGAGGACGUAGAGGUGAAAUCAAACAAGAACCUGAAGUCGACGAGCUUGAGGAUGUCAAAGUUGAUGAAGUAGAAGAUGACGUGAAUGAUGAAUACGUUGAAGAAGAGGAAGAAGCAGCUGAGGAAGACGAGGAGGAGGAAGAAGAAGAUGAAGACGUGGACGAAGAUUCCAUAAUCAAACGUCGAUCCAGGAAACGAAAAUCAUCUUCUCGUGAUGUUGACGAUGAUGAAGAGGAUGAACCUGAAGAUGAAGAAAACCAAGACGAAGAGGAGGAGGAAGAAGAAGAAGAAGCAACUCAAGAGCCUGAAGAUGGCGAAGUCAAGCAAGAACCAGCAGAGGGAGAAGAAGUCAAGACUGGACCAAAAAAACGAGGAAGAAAGCGUACUAAAUUCACUGUGUUGGAAGAAGGUGUGUUUGAUGCUGAUGGGAACCCAAUUAGUGUCAUUGACGAUGAAGUUGUUAUCAAUCAUGAAGAUCCCAAGGGAAAAGAAAAGAUUGAUGAAUUUGGGAAUUUACAAGGUGGCCGUGAAUUCCGAAUGAAGACAUUCAAAUUGUUAGGCAAAGGUGAUAAAUUGUAUAUGAUAUCGACUGAACCUGCCCGGUUGGUUGGAUUCCGUGAUUCCUAUCUUUUAUUCAAGACUCAUAGAACAUUAUUCAAGAAAGUGUGUACCCAUGAAGAGAAGAUGGACUUAAUAAACCGUGGAUUGAUUCCUAAUUCUUACAAAGGUAGAUCGGUUAACUUAGUUGCCGCUAGGUCUAUUUUCCGUGAAUUUGGAGCUAGGAUGAUUAAACAAGGUAAGAAAGUUAUUGAUGAUUUCUGGGAACAACGAGCAAUUGAUGCCGGUGAUAUCGCUGGAGACUAUGCUGAUCCAAAUGAAUUAUUUCCUAAUCAAAGUAAACUUUCCACUAUAUUUGGUGAUGGGGUUUCUGUGGGCAGUGGAGGUGGUGCAACCCCGUUAACUGCUACACCUAUUGUUAAUUAUCAGUCUGAUCCUUCUUGGAUGUAUCAAAUUGCCAAGCAGACCCAAGAAUAUAAUCAUAAAUUAAUGGAACAUCGUUCACAAUUGAUGAAUAAAGGUGUUAAGGAUAUAUAUUCUAAUUUGACCUUUUAUCCUGAAUCCAGUCAACCAACUCAUUAUAAGGUAUAUAAAUAUGAUGGUGAAACGGAACCAGGAUUAAAAUACAACGUGAAAAUGGUAGGCCUGGUUAAACCAGUAACGGGAUUACUGAAACUUUCCAAGGAGUUAUUAGCGGAAAUUGACGAUGAGGAAAUCAAACAAGCAAUUAUUGAUCAACAACAAUAUGAAGCCAGUUUGUAA
Spathaspora passalidarum NRRL Y-27907 is the source of this 1329-nucleotide messenger RNA. It is a transcript of the gene NPL6, whose product is annotated as Npl6p. Gene Ontology annotation, cellular component: nucleus. Gene Ontology annotation, molecular function: chromatin DNA binding. Lineage: Eukaryota; Fungi; Ascomycota; Pichiomycetes; Serinales; Debaryomycetaceae. The transcript has a single exon. The record is from RefSeq and is a predicted model, not a curated record. The coding region runs from base 1 to 1329 and encodes 442 amino acids.